CUUCAGCUUUCCUCCUUUCCAUCUAUUCGCAGCCCAGUCUACGUCUGCAUGCUACUGUCCAGCAAUGCAGUUGUAACGAGAACAGGCAGCACACUCAAAGUGCAUGGGUUGAGCGACGCAGCUCCUCUCCUCGCUCCUUGUUGCCUCGACGCUAGCCCUAAACGGGUAGGCUGCCUAGCGACAGGACAUAUAUCCGCCACUCUUCCAUCCCAUCGCAUAUAUAACCAAAAGACAAAAUGUCGACGACUCAGGCGUCAUUCUACGCCUCCCCUUCCUCUAUCUCGCAUCGCCCUUCUUCUUCCCCUCCACCAGCACCAAGAAUGGAAGAAUACUCCCAACACCCAACACCCGCCCAACAAGAAGCGCAAGCCAUCCUCUCCCACCUCCUCACCAAACUACAAGACCCAGCCUCAAAGUACCACACACGGUAUGCCAAAUGGACAACCCGCCACCCUAAGCUCGAAGAAUUCUGCUUCCGCUGCGUGCGGCCCUCAGUCUGGACCUUCCUCUCCGCGGCCCCAACCUGGCCCGCCCUCAAAGCCAUCGGCGGCGACAUAAAAUUCCCCGGCCGCGCCAUCUACUUCGACGGCGUGCUCGGCCUGGACAAGCGCCCGCGCGUCUACAUCGGGCAAUCGACCAACACGCGCCUCCGCAUCGGGCAGCACUUCAACUUUCGCUACCGGCGCGACAAUCCGAGCUUGCACUACCAUGCGCUGCAGCACUCGUCGUACAAUGUUUUCGGCGUGUUGUGCGCGCUGCCGAGCCCGGGGAUGGGGAAUCAUACACUGCCCGGGAUGGAUUGUCCGGAUUUGCUGCUCAAUGUGCUGGAGAUGUGGAUGUGUCUUGUUUUCCGGAGUCUGCCGGAUGAGACGCUGGGGGAGUGGUUACCGAAUGGGGUGAAGAUAGAGGGCGGGUUCGGCGGGCUGAAUAUUGCGGCUCCGGUGGAUCAUGGGGAGAAGGAGAGGGAGUGGGUGGACUUGAGUGACUCGGACGACCCAUUGGUGCGGGAGUAUUUGGCAGCUGGAGAUAGUGUUGAGAAGAAGAGCAAGGAGGUAGGGUAUCAAGAGAGAAGGAGAAGGGUUGGGGAUGGGGAGCUCCUUGUGCAUGUAACUCCUGGAGCGCUGCUUGUACUUGGGGCUACGUUAUUUGUUGGGGUUUGGAUGUUGAACCGGAGUGCUCGUGCAAGGCCGCGGUGGAGGUGAGCUGCAACGGGAUGAGGAGAACGGCGCAUGAUGGUUUUGAUGGUGAUUCAUUUUGAGUAUAUCAAGUUCUCCAG
Messenger RNA from Trematosphaeria pertusa, 1276 nucleotides. RefSeq lists its product as uncharacterized. The coding region runs from base 237 to 1202 and encodes 321 amino acids. Lineage: Eukaryota; Fungi; Ascomycota; Dothideomycetes; Pleosporales; Trematosphaeriaceae. The record is from RefSeq and is a predicted model, not a curated record. The transcript has a single exon.